AUGCAAGCAGAGCAGGAGAAGAAGGAUGCAAGCAGCUCUGACUCCAAGGAGCCGAUCAAGAAGCUGGAAAGCCGCUUUCAUUUUUGCGGAAAAGCUUUGAGGAUUACUCGGGACUUCAGUAAUAACCUUGGCGUAUCAGCGAUAAUCUGGGAGGCAAGCCUCGUUCUCUGCCGGUACUUUGAGCAAGAAAAGAUUGAUUUUUCCGGGAAGAAGGUGAUUGAAUUAGGGUCAGGCACUGGGAUCGUGGGGAUUCUUGCCAUCCUGCUGGGUGGGGACGUGACCCUCACAGACCAGCCCCCUGUUCUGAGUCAGAUCGAGUUCAACGUGGCCAACAACGUCCCCGCUUCCAUUCAAUCCCGAGUGACGGUGUGCCCUCUCCGCUGGGGCGAAGACCAGUGCCAGUUCCCUGCAGAUUAUGACGUGAUCCUGGGCUCAGAUGUUGUUUACAGCCCGAUUUACUUUCCCGCACUGAUACAGACCCUGCGGCACCUGAGCAGCCAGACCACGGUCAUCUACCUCUGCUCCAAGAUGCGCGAGGUCAUGGGAGCCAUGGAUUUCCACGAGAAACUCCUCCCUCGGUACUUCAACUGGGAUAUCGUCCACAGAAACGAAGAGAAAGAAAUCAAUGUGUACAGAGUGACCAAGAAAGACCAAGGCCCCGAAGAUCAGCCACUGCCCUAGGCUGUCGCUAUGGUAACCCAUCCACCAAGAAAUAAUCUGAGACCGUCUUCAUCAUAUUACCUUCCCUCAUUAGUCAUUACUUUGGCUUGCAUUUUCCAUACUCCUCUCCCUGGAUGGCGACUCUUAUUCCGGGCCUCCCACGGCCAUUUGAUCUGGUUGGGAUUGUCUGUGAGGAGACUAUUCACCUCUUGGUGAAGUGAGACUAGAUCUGUCAGUUUCCCUGCAGCAAAAUUAGUUUGUGUUAAAUGGAACCGAGUCAGUGAAUUUUGGGUUCGACUCCUACUCCAGAGGUCUG
Molecule: messenger RNA, 976 nt
Organism: Pristis pectinata (smalltooth sawfish)
Lineage: Eukaryota; Metazoa; Chordata; Chondrichthyes; Rhinopristiformes; Pristidae
Product: EEF1A lysine methyltransferase 3-like
Exons: 3
Coding region: 1-681 (226 amino acids)
Biological process (GO): peptidyl-lysine methylation
Cellular component (GO): cytoplasm; cytosol
Molecular function (GO): protein-lysine N-methyltransferase activity
Source: RefSeq, a predicted model, not a curated record